Trichosporon asahii var. asahii CBS 2479 is the source of this 1260-nucleotide messenger RNA. RefSeq lists its product as uncharacterized. Bases 1 to 1260 code for a protein of 419 amino acids. The record is from RefSeq and is a predicted model, not a curated record. The transcript has 2 exons. NCBI's taxonomy places the organism in Eukaryota, Fungi, Basidiomycota, Tremellomycetes, Trichosporonales, Trichosporonaceae.
AUGAUCCCGCGCUCACUGUUACUGUUACGCGGAGUGCGCUCGCAGCCCUCUACACGCCUCUCACCUACAUUCCCCUCAUUCACACCCAUGUCCAAACGUCACUACGGCCAAAGCCGCCCCGUGCCAGCCACAUUCUACCGCGGCGGCACAUCAAAGGCGCUCCUCUUCAACGACGCCGACCUGCCCCCCUCCCGAGAAGAGAGGGACGCGCUCUUCCUCUCAGCGAUGGGGAGUCCGGACCCCAAUGGGCGGCAGCUCGACGGCAUGGGCGGGGGAUACUCGAGCGUCUCCAAGGUCGCGGUUGUGGGCAAGAGUGAACAGGGAGGGGCCGAUGUGGAUUACACCUUUUGCCAGGUUCGGGUGGAUGAGCCGGUUGUCGACUAUGCGGGGAAUUGCGGGAAUAUGCUUGCUGCCGUCGGUCCCUUCGCGCUCGAAACGGGUCUCGUCCCCCCUCAUCCAACAGAGAGGGGUAACCUCGUCCGCAUCUUCAACACGAACACAUCUAAACUGAUCCACGCCCUGUUCCCUGCCGACGGCACUCGGCCCCUGCUAUCGGGGGGAUACACCAUCGACGGUGUGUCGGGGAGUCAUGCGCGGAUCUCCCUCGAGUUCCUGAAUCCGCACGGGAGCCGGACUGGCCGAUUCCUCCCCACUGGCCAUGUGGUGGACACGCUGGAUCUGGGGGAGUGGGGCGUUGUGCAGGCCAGUUUGGUCGAUUGCGGAAACCCGUGUGCGUUCGUUUUGGCCUCGGACGUCGGGAUGAGCGGUACGGAGACGCCCGCAGAGAUCAAGGGAGACGUGCUGGCGAAACUGAACGCGCUGAGGAACGCGGCGAGUGUCGCUAUGGGCCUCACUGGUACUAUGGCCGAGGCAGACAAGAAGCGGAGCGUGCCCAAGGUCGUCGUUUUGAGCCCUCCCUCCGAACACGCAGUGCUCAGCGGCGCCGUCCUCGGACGAGAGGACACGGACGUCGUCUGUCGCUGUAUCUCGGCGGGCGACCCGCAUCGCGCGCUCCCCAUUACGGCUGCGCUGUGUACGGCCGCCGCGGCACAGGUGCCUGGAACGCUUGUCGCAAAAGUUGCGCGGAGGGGAGACGACGGGAUCGUGAUUGGGCAUGCUAGUGGGACUAUAGCUGUUGAUGCGCGGGUCGAGCAGACCCCGCAGGGGUGGGAAGUGCCGAGUGCGAGUGUGUUUCGGACGGCGCGAAAGUUGUUCGAGGGCAAUGUGUUUGUCGACGAGGUCGAGGAGCUUGACCCAUAG